CUGAACUCGGUCCUGCGCGUGUCCUCUUUAGUCCCCUUUUUCCCACUUCAAAACUUCGUCAGACUGCACUGCGUGGCUUCAUCCACUUUGCGCCCUGAACGAGUUCACUUCAUUCAUUAAAGUCAUCUGUCUUUAUUCCUAACCAUUCAGAUAUUUUUCUGUAGUGGUCUCGAGCAUUCGGAACCUUUCUUGCACACAACCUGCGAGUCACCCCUGACAGCCCCUACUUUAGUCUUCGAAGCCUCAUCCGUGUCCAACAAGUUGUUGGAUUAACCCAGUAAGAGAUGGCUGAAGAAGAAAAGAAGAGAUUUCUGGAUGGCAACGAGAUGGAACAUGGCGAGAAGCAGGGUCGAUUCAGCCCUCCUGCUCGAGCCUCCACACCUCGAUAUACACCAGCUUCUCAGAAUUGGCAGAACAACCCUGUCCUACCAGUCAUCAGCUACUGCGGCUCGUCCAUCUUGAUGACGGUUGCCAACAAGUACAUUCUCUCAUUCCCAGACUACAACCUCAAUUUCUUGCUUUUGGCCGUCCAGUCGAUCGUCUGCGUUGUGGCUAUUCAAUCCUGCAAAACCGCCGGAAUCAUCACUUACCGAGACUUCAAGACCGAUGAGGCAAAGAAAUGGUUUCCCAUUUCUCUUCUCCUGAUUGGCAUGAUUUACACGAGCACAAAGGCUCUGCGAUUCCUUUCGAUCCCGGUCUACACGAUUUUCAAAAACUUGACCAUUAUCUUGAUCGCAUAUGGCGAGGUUCUGUGGUUUGGAGGCUCCGUUUCGUCCAUGGCCCUGUUCUCCUUCGGAUUGAUGGUCAUGAGCUCCAUUAUUGCAGCCUGGGCGGACAUUACACACGCUUUGGCGUCAUCGCAUACCGCUUCAGGCACGCAAGAGCUGUCUACGCUCAAUAGUGGCUACGUCUGGAUGCUGCUCAACUGCCUCUCCACCGCUGCUUACGUCUUGGGCAUGCGAAAGCGCAUUAAGCUCACCAACUUCAAGGACUUCGACACCAUGUUCUACAACAACCUUCUAACCAUCCCCGUUCUGUUGGCUGGUUCCUUUAUCACCGAAGACUGGUCCGCGUUGAACCUGGCCAAGAACUUCCCACCUGUUACACGAAAUGGAAUCAUUGGCGCUAUGAUCUUCACCGGCCUGUCGUCCAUCUUCAUCUCGUAUACAUCCGCCUGGUGUGUCCGCGCCACAUCGUCCACAACCUACUCCAUGGUUGGUGCCUUGAACAAACUCCCGAUCGCCGUCUCAGGCCUCAUCUUCUUCGAUGCACCAGUCACUAUUCCUAGUGUCUCGGCUAUCUUUGUCGGCUUCGUGAGCGGUAUCGUUUAUGCCCUAGCCAAGGUCCGAGAGUCAUCGAAGCCAAAGACUGGAAUCCUGCCAACGUCCAACAUCCCGAUGAGUGCUAGUGCGCAAAGUGCUCGGGAUAGUCUCAAGGCAUGAUGGGAAAUAAGGCGAGUUACGUGGCCAUUUUCAAUUGAAGAAUUGGUGUUAUUUGUCAUACAAGAUUGCACUUGACGCAUUGCGAGGCGCAAAGAUUCAGGUCCUUGAAGCCGAGAGGAAGCUAUAACACUACGGGGCUAUAUAGCCAAACAGUUUUAGAGGGUAUCACGGAUUGCUUUUGCUGGGUCUACGAAACUUAGAUUGAUGAGCAUCCCGGUUGCUGUACUGCUACUAUAAUUCGAGAACUUCCACUUGGAAAGAGAAAUACCAAUGAAAUAACGUAUAAGAAGAUAGGUGUAGAAGUUGAGG
Messenger RNA from Exophiala viscosa, 1751 nucleotides. RefSeq names its product GDP-mannose transporter. The record is from RefSeq and is a predicted model, not a curated record. Gene Ontology annotation, molecular function: antiporter activity; GDP-fucose transmembrane transporter activity. Lineage: Eukaryota; Fungi; Ascomycota; Eurotiomycetes; Chaetothyriales; Herpotrichiellaceae. The transcript has 4 exons. Gene Ontology annotation, cellular component: Golgi apparatus. The coding region runs from base 285 to 1442 and encodes 385 amino acids.